AUGAGUGGAGUGCACGAUUGCUGCAUUGCGGGUGGUGUGGAGGUCAUGUCUUUGGUGCCUAUUGGUGCCAACAUCAUUGAUGGCAUGAAGGCUGGCCACGGGUUUCCCAUGACCGAAACCAUGAACCAGAAGUAUGAGCAGAAACUGAAGGCCUUUGAGCAGUUCGGCAUCUCCACCUCAGCCUUCUCCCAGUUUGGUGGCGCAGAGCUGUUGGCGCAGAAGUACCAGCUGACCCGUCAGGACGUGGACCGCUUCGCGGUGAGCUCGCAGCUGAGGGCAGCAGCCUCCACAAAGGCAGGCAAGUUUCAGGAUGAGAUUGUACCACUGCCCGUGAAGAGAAAGGAAGGCGAGUCAGAGGGCGUCCAUUUGGAGGAUGAAGGGAUUCGUGGGAACGUAACUGCUGAGAGCGUCGGCAAGUUGAAGGCAAUGUUCCCCAAUGGCAUUAUGACGCCUGCAAGCUCAUCGCAAAUCUGCGAUGGGGCCUCGGCCGUGCUGAUUUGCAACGAACGCGGCCUGGAGAAGUUGGGCCUGAAGCCCAUGGCCAGGAUUCAUUCGUUGGCCUUAGCCGCGGCUGAUCCUGUGGUGAUGCUGGAAGGGCCCAUCCCUGCAUCCAAGAAAGCCUUGGAGAAGGUGAAGAUGAAGAUCGACGACAUUGAUCUUUAUGAGGUGAAUGAAGCUUUUGCCUCAGUGCCCCUGGCUUGGUGCAAGGCCUUGGGCGCAGAUUUUGAGAAGCUGAAUGUCAACGGUGGUGCAAUGGCGCUGGGCCAUCCACUGGGAGGGACCGGCACGAAGCUGAUGACCACCUUGCUCCAUGAGCUCAAGCGCCGCAAGAAGCGCUUUGGGCUGCUGGCGAUUUGCGAAGGGGGCGGCACUGCGAAUGCCACUAUCGUGGAGAUGAUGCCCAGUGCCAAGCUGUGA
This is a messenger RNA of Durusdinium trenchii, 918 nucleotides long. The record is from the annotation of a GenBank genome assembly. Lineage: Eukaryota; Dinophyceae; Suessiales; Symbiodiniaceae.